Molecule: messenger RNA, 1310 nt
Organism: Neohortaea acidophila
Lineage: Eukaryota; Fungi; Ascomycota; Dothideomycetes; Mycosphaerellales; Teratosphaeriaceae
Exons: 2
Coding region: 118-1302 (394 amino acids)
Molecular function (GO): protein binding
Source: RefSeq, a predicted model, not a curated record
UGCUGCCGCGCGCACUUGCUUCGUUGCCUCGACCGUACGUCCCCUUCCUCCCACAUUUCAAAAUCACAUUGCACUUCGGAUGUGACCUUUUUUUAUUCAUCCCACGCUUCCCUCACGAUGGCCUCUUUCGCCAAGAACAGCGACAACUUACGAGUGAAGACGAAAUACUGUGAUCUCGAGAUCCGAGUGGACGACAUCUCCUUCUAUGUCCACCGCAUCAUUGUAUGCCCAAAUUCAGAGGUGCUUGCAAAGGAGUGCGACGAUGCUUCCAAGGAUGAGAUGGCGUGCGUCGUUGUGCACACGUCGUUUAAUGCCGACACGAUGGAACGAAUGCUACAGUUCCUCUACGAAGGCGACUACAUCGUGAAGGAGACACCCGGGCUAUCGCCGUCCCAUACCGGACGCGAGCUCAUCGACGAUGAGCCAGCUCUCAAGCGUCGAUGCUUGUCCCAAAGUGUUCCACCACCCUCAUCCACCCCUGCAGUGAAGGUCGAGAGUCAAGAGAACGACGAGCAUGUCAUCAACGUCGCUAUGAGCAUCAGCAGUGCGGCUAUGAGCCACGCCGAGGCGUACGCCAUUGCCAAACACUACCUCCUUCCCAGUCUGAGAGUUCUGGCCUUGGAGCGCUUCAAAGCAUGCAAGUCACUUUCCUACAAAGAAGAAUUCGCCCGACUGGUCUCCAUCGUCCGUCUUGAUGCGGACGAUGGCCUGCUAAAGGAAUUGCUCUCAAUUCUGUUCGACGACCACCUCGACUGGCUGACCGACGACACCUUCGCGGCAGCUCUCACCCAAUCCAUCGGGCUGCAUGAUUUUGGUGCUGCAGUCCUCGCCACCCUCUCUGGAAAGCUCUUCGCGGAGAGGGAGCACAGACGAGAGGAAGCAAAGCAACCAACGGCAAACGACCUGCAAGCCGAACUCGACCAAGAGAACAAAGCACUGGCAGCAGCAAACGAUCGAGUCCUGCAAAUCGAGCACAACGCAAGACUGGAAACGGGCAAGUUGCAGCAACAACUCGACGCAGCCCUCGCACAAGCCGAGAACAACAACAACGUCGCCAACGUCAAUCGCAACCUGCUCAAACAGCGGGGCGAACUGCUCAAAAAGGAAACGGCGCGAGCGGACAAGGCGUCCGCCAUCUGGAAGCAGAUUGUCAAGCUCGUCAAUGAAAGGCAGGACUGCGACGGAUGCGGCAGCGCGAGGUAUCUGCGCCUGGUGAAAGACGACCGAUCGACGAGCUUCCCCAGCGGGUCGAUGCUCAAGUGCGUUCGUUGCAAGCAGCAGUACUAUGGCGAUCUGAUCUAGUGGGCGUC